Molecule: messenger RNA, 1473 nt
Organism: Tachysurus vachellii
Lineage: Eukaryota; Metazoa; Chordata; Actinopteri; Siluriformes; Bagridae
Gene: cptp
Product: ceramide-1-phosphate transfer protein
Exons: 2
Coding region: 182-817 (211 amino acids)
Biological process (GO): ceramide transport; intermembrane lipid transfer
Cellular component (GO): cytosol; membrane; cytoplasm
Molecular function (GO): ceramide 1-phosphate binding; ceramide 1-phosphate transfer activity
Source: RefSeq, a predicted model, not a curated record
GAAUACGGGUAGGGAAAAUAAUCUUACUAAUCUGAAGUUAAAACCGCGCUGCUUUCUACAGCAUUAUUAGAGUAGCUACAUAUCUUAGUACCUGAUUCGAAUGAUUUAAUUGUAAAUAAUAUUUUUUUUUUGUAUCCCGACUCGUUCAUUUCAAAGCUAGGAUUACUUAUAAUAUCUAGAAAUGGCAGAUGCUUUCAGUCUACAGGAUGUUUUGGACAGCUUCAAGUCGUCUCUUAGUGAUAAUAAGGAAGUCUUUAUAAAGUACUAUAUAUCAGGAUGGCGAGAGCUUGUGAGCUUUAUGAACAGCCUGGGUAGUGUCUUCUCCUUCAUCUCCAAGGAUGCAGUCAACAAAAUCCAAAUCCUGGAGAACCUUCUGAUGGGUGAGAACGGGACGCACUACCUCACCGUCCAGUCCAUGGUGAAGUACGAGUUGGACAACGAGCUGGUGGAUCUUGCCAAACGAAGCAGCCACCCGGAGUCAGGCUGCCGCACGUUACUACGUCUGCACCGUGCCUUGCGCUGGCUUCAGCUCUUCUUGGAAAGUCUGCGCACCAGCACUGAGGACAGUAAGACCUCUGUCAUGUGCUCAGAGGCCUAUAAUGCUUCGCUGUCACCUCACCACCCCUGGAUCAUCCGGAAGGCAGCCGGAAUGGCGUUUUGCGCUCUGCCAAGCCGCAAUGCAUUCUUUGAGGUGAUGAAUGCAGGCAGCGACCAGGAAGUGAUCACACUCUUGGGUGAAGCUUUACCACUGAUCUCAGAAGUCCAUCAGAUCACGGAGGACCUGUAUGCGAAAAACAACCUGCUCGACUUACCCUAGAUGGUUCUGCACUACUUGACAUAUUCCAUGGUUACUUGAUGUUUGCUGUGUGUUAUAUAUUACAUUAUGUAUAAUAUAUAAUAUAUGUAUAUAUUCAUGCUAUUCCAUUAACUUUCCAAAUACACUGGGAUAUGAGCAUAGUUAAUUAUUAUAAAAAUAAGAAAUUGUAAUGACAUUUAUUAUUGGUUAAAAGGGAUAUAUCAAUCAAUACUUGAAUUACUAUACUAUGAAAUAUAUUCAACAUAGUUAUAAUAUACAGUGUUGUACAUAUAAGAAAUGUUAACCAUAUGUAUCUUAAUGUACACAAUUUUUUGAUGAUUCAUGUACGUACUCUAGUGAUGUGAUUUAAGGCUCUUUUAAAAGGUCAACUGACACUUUCAAUUGUUAUUUUUCUGAACUGGACAAAAUUUGCACUGUUAUGAUCAGUGAUCAUCAUUCUUUGCUUGACCAUGGCCGAGUACCAUAUGGUAUUGUGCCUGUGCUUCAUUAUAAAGCUUUAUUUCUAUUUAUUCUGAUAAUGCAUUUGGCCUAAAACUACCUUCACACAGAUGUGACUCAUUUAUGCAAACAAUCAAAUCAAAUUGUGAAAAAAUAGAUUUCUUCAGUGGUUAUCGGAGAUCAAUCGAUGAAUAAAUGAAUGAAUUAAGAUGCAAAAA